UGUUUGGAUGCAUGCACUCUCUUAUCGUUGCAUUGUGAGCGUAGUCGCACGUUUAGAUAGUUAAUAAUUUAUAAACAGAAAUGAUAUUAAUUUUAAUAACUAAUUUAUUGAUACUUAGUGCUGUAGUAUAUGGUGCGCCAAAGAAGAAAACAUAUUCUGAAUUAAAGUCAUGUGACCUAGGUAACUUGGCUGAAGAGAUUGCCUCAUAUGACACAGUUGUGAAGGACAUAAUAGAUUACGCCGUCACUGGACCCUUCAAAGGGAAGACCUACGAUGAAUUGGCUAAAUUUGUGGAUAAGUUUGGAGCCCGUCCGUCAGGGUCUCAAGUUCUGGAGGACUCGAUCGACUAUAUGAUAGAACUUACUCGUGAGGAAGAUAUAAAUGAUAUAGUAACAGAAGAAGUGAAGGUACCUCACUGGUCCAGAGGAGAAGAGAAACUAACAAUGCUGGAACCAAGAGUAAAAAACAUUGCUAUACUGGGACUAGGAAUGAGUGUACCCACACCACCUGAAGGAAUAACAGCGGAAGUGAUUAUUAUACGAAACUUUACUGAAUUAGAAAAUAUUGAAGAAGAUACUAUUAAAGGAAAAAUCGUCUUGUAUGACCCUGUAUUUACGACUUACGGCAAAACUGUAAAAUAUAGAUCUCAAGGUGCAACAAAAGCAGCAGCAAAGGGCGCUGUUGCGUCUCUGGUUCGCUCUAUUGCUCCCUUUUCUAUUAAUUCGCCACAUACUGGUAUGCAAACGUACGGAAAAAAUGUUACGAAAAUCCCAACUGCUGCAAUAACACUCGAAGAUGCUGAUUUAAUAAGGAGAAUUAUUACAAGAGGAGAAAAGGUGAUUUUGAAACUGGAAAUGACGUCGACUUAUGAUGAUAAAAUUUCAAGAAAUACUAUUAUUGAUUUAAAAGGUCGCGAUAGACCUGAUAGCCUUGUCAUAGUUUCGGGACAUAUUGACAGUUGGGAUGUUGGUCAGGGUGCUAUGGAUGAUGGGGGUGGUUUAUUCAUAAGUUGGGCUGCUCCAGUAAUUCUAAAACGUUUAAGUUUACGCCCAAAAAGGACUAUAAGAUCAAUAUUUUGGACUGCAGAAGAAUUGGGAUUAGUAGGUGCUAAGGCGUAUGAAGAACAACAUAGAAAUGACAGUUAUAAUAUUAAUUUCAUAAUGGAAUCGGAUGAAGGUACAUUUGCACCACUCGGUUUGGCAGUAGCCGGUAAUCAAGAAGCACGUUGCAUUAUUGCUGAAAUUCUAAAGUUAUUUGAAUCUAUUAGUGCUUCAACUUUAAUAGAAGAUGAUAGCCCAGGUUCUGAUAUAACUCUCAUAACAAGCAUAGGAGUUCCAGGAGCUAGUUUAUAUAAUGAAAACUCAGAAUAUUUUUGGUAUCACCAUACUGAAGGAGACACUAUGAAUGUUCUAGAUGAACAUGAACUCGAUUUAGGAACUGCAUUCUGGACUGCAGUUGCAUAUAUAAUUGCGGAUAUUUCAGUCGAUAUACCUCGAUGAACAUUCUAAUUAUUAUCAUUCAUUGAUAAACAAUGUAUAAAUAACAUAGUUAGUGAUUUAAAUUUUGAAUUUAAUUGGUUUAAAAAUUGUUAGUUGUAAAUAAUAUAUACUCCCUUAUAUAAUUUUGGAAAUGUUUCCUUUAAACAUUUUUCAGAGCGAACUAAGUUUUCAUAUAAUGCCUAUUAAAUAACGGGAUAAAAGUAAUCAAUAUUCUUUCUAUUAGUAUAAUCGUAAUAUUGUACACCACUUAGAAUGUGCUUUUUAGAGCAUAUGGUACCCACAUAAAUGUAGCAUAAAUCUUUUACAUCUCUAUAGUUUUUUCAAUAAAUCGCUCAAGAAUCCCUAUCAAAUAUCGUUUGGUUACAUGAAUAUAGACAUUUUCGGCAGCUGACAAUCUUUCACUUGGUUGAUAAGAUAUGUGUGUUGUUGUAAUGUAAGUGAAAAACGAUAUUGUUUCAUCUUAGUUUACGGAAAAGUAGCACUAAUGAAUAUCUGUUAUAUUUGCGCUACGGGAAUACUUUUGAUUCUCAGUUUUAGUCAGGCAAAUUUAAUAAAAAAGGAUUCAGAUAUAUGUAGACAAAUAUUAGGAGAUUAACUUAUACAAGAAAUUGUUUCUUAUGAAAAUAAGUUAUAAAUAUUGGAAUAUGUUAUAGAAGGUGAUUUUAAAGGAAAAACAUAUGCCGAGUAAGUAAUUAAAGUAUAUUUAUUGUAUGUUAGCGAUAUCCUAUAGUCUCAAUCUUAUUAGAAAAUUAUGUAUUGUUUUCUUAUUAUUAUUUCCAGAUUAAUUUUAUACUAAUAUAUACAUAUUACUGACUCGAUGGCAUAUUUUUUGUAUUCCAAUUUAAUUAUAUAUUUUUCGUUUGGUUAAGGUAAAUAAAGUAAAUAGUAAAGGCUUUAUGUUAAUAGAACAUUAUUCAUUUUAAUAUGACAAACGUUAAAUGUACCAAUAUGAGUUCGAAGUCGACAUUAGAUUUAUGUUGCAAUUAUACAGAUAGUUAUAUAUUAGUAUUUUCUGGGUUACUGGGAAAUAAUAAUUCACUCAAAUUUUAUUAUUUUAGACUACCUAAGUUUGUAGAUAAGUUUGUUGCCCGGCCAUCUGGAACGUUCUUGAGAAUUCUAUACACUAUAUGAUUGAAAAAAAAAAAUAACACGUGCGGAAGAUAUAAAUGAUAUUGUAACAGAGGAGAUAGAUGUAAGUUCCUAUUAUUAUCUUGAUAAAGCAGGCUAAUAU
This is a messenger RNA of Achroia grisella, 2730 nucleotides long. Its product is annotated as carboxypeptidase Q-like. Gene Ontology annotation, molecular function: metallodipeptidase activity. NCBI's taxonomy places the organism in Eukaryota, Metazoa, Arthropoda, Insecta, Lepidoptera, Pyralidae. The transcript is spliced from 3 exons. Gene Ontology annotation, biological process: proteolysis; peptide catabolic process. Bases 81 to 1499 code for a protein of 472 amino acids. The record is from RefSeq and is a predicted model, not a curated record.